UAAUGCCCAUUAGCCAUGACGUUCUCGAGUCCAUCCUGCCAGGCAUCCAACGGUUGGUUUGUGAACUGCAAAAUCCACAAAGAAGAGAGGGAAGCGUCCGCUGCGCCCCUGGGUCGUUUUAAAUUUGCCUUUAAAAACAUCACCGAAAACUUAAAACAACCGCUAGCUAUGGCAGAGGGAGACAACAAAAGCGCCAACCUACUCGCCCAGGAGACGGCCCAGCUGGAGGAGCAGCUGCAGGGCUGGGGAGAGGUGAUCCUGGCUGGGGACCAGGUCCUGCGUUGGAAGAAACCAUGGUUCCCUGGAGCCCUGAUGGCAGCCACCACACUGGUCUUUAUGAUGAUCUACUACCUGGACCCCUCGGUGCUGACCGGCCUGUCCUGCACUGUCAUGCUGCUGUGUCUGGCUGACUACCUGGUGCCUACCCUCGCACCCCGCAUCUUCGGAUCCAACAAGUGGUCUUCAGAGCAGCAGCAGCGUUUCCAUGAGAUCUGUGGUAACCUGGUGAAGACUCAGCGUCGCAUCCUGGGCUGGUGGAAAAGACUCUUCUCGCUCAAGGAGGAGAAACCCAAGAUGUACUUUGCGUCUGUGAUCAGCAGUCUGGUGACGGUGGCCUGGAUGGGACAGCAAGUCCACAACCUUUUCCUCACCUACCUGAUCGUGAGUUUCCUGCUCCUGCUUCCUGGUCUGAACCAGCAUGGCGUCAUAAGCAAGUACGCUGGCAUGGCCAAGAGAGAGAUCAACAAACUGCUGAAACAGAAGGAGAAGAAGAACGAGUAGGAAGAAAGAGGUGAAGAAGAACGAGUAGGAAGAAAGAGGAGAAGAAGAGGGGAUCUGAGAGAUGAGACGAACGAGAGAGAAGAAGAAAAUGAGAAACCCGUAGAUCAAACGUAAAAGAAAAGGAGCUUCCACUAAGUACUUCUGUACUUCCUCAGUCUGCUCAGACCAACUCUACACACGCCCUCUCCCCCCUUGACCUCUGACCUGUCACCUAACCAACCAAUCACCUGGCGGGAUUUGUUUUUCAACAGGAAGUGUUUUUCCACCUAUCCUCCUACGCAUGCAGUCAGUCGCCAUAUCGGUCAAGGCUUUAGUUCACGAGUAGACCACACUGAAACAUUACAACACACACAUAUGAACCCCCCCCACACACACACAUGGCGGUGCCCCCAGCUGUGUCUCUCUAGGUGUUUACGAUGCCAGUCUCUUAUUAUUACUUUUGAAGUCCGAGGAAAGACUACUGAACAGAAACCUCUAGCAAUAUUAUUAUUAUUCCCUCCCCCCACACAUAAUACCAUCACAAUACAAUAUAUAAUCAAACUCAAUCUCCCAGAGAGGAUGGUUAGUGUAAUGGACGUACUGAUGGUAGGUAGUGUCAGUAUUGUUUCAGGAGGCUGGGACACCGUUGUUGCUGCCAUCGUUCCUUUAACUUUCAGAUUCCUGCUUCUGUCUGUUUUUAAGAUUGCACUGAAACCGUAGCAGAAACUGGAGUUUAGAGAAGCGGACCUAUGUGACGCCUCCCACGUGACACCCCAUUCCCUAUGUAGUGCACUAUCACUAUAGGCCCUGGUCAACAGUAGUGCACUAUCUAGGGAAUAUGGUGCUAUUUAAGACACCGCCCUGUUGUGAGCUGACACUGGUUCAGAGGCACAGACCUAGGAUCAGCGUAACCUGCCCCCUACCCUGACCUUACUGUCUAGUCCAGGGGAUCUUUACCUUACUAGUCCCACUGCUGUUACGCUGCUAGCUGGACCUGCUAGUCCUUUAUCUGUCCCUCCUCUAUCCCUGUCUCACGACAGUCUAAACCCAGCUCACGUUCCCUGUUAGUUACUAAUAACGCUGCUAGCUGGACCUGCUAGUCCUUUAUCUGUCCCUCCUCUAUCCCUGUCUCACGACAGUCUAAACCCAGCUCACGUUCCCUGUUAGUUACUAAUAACGCUGCUAGCUGGACCUGCUAGUCCUUUAUCUGUCCCUCUAUCCCUGUCUCACGACAGUCUAAACCCAGCUCACGUUCCCUGUUAGUUACUAAUAACGCUGCUAGCUGGACCUGCUAGUCCUUUAUCUGUCCCCCCUCUAUCUCUGUCUCACGACAGUCUAAACCCAGCUCACGUUCCCUGUUAGUGGGUGAACAAUCCAACGCUUGAUGAAAUCUACUAAUAACGCUAUUGGCUGGACCUGCUAGAGUCCUUUCUGUCUCUCUAUCCCUGUCUCUCUGGUCGGGGGGCCGAUGAUUGUAAAUACGCCGAUCCUCUUCCUAUCUUUUAUCUCUCUGUCUUGUCUGUUUAUAUUCUUUGCCUACUAUCUCGCUGUUCCCCUCCUCCAUGUCAUCUGUCUGAGUUCUCUACAAAACAAUGAAUAAAGUCUGAUGUAAAUGAA
Oncorhynchus gorbuscha (pink salmon) is the source of this 2376-nucleotide messenger RNA. RefSeq names its product ADP-ribosylation factor-like protein 6-interacting protein 1. The transcript has 6 exons. Bases 16 to 780 code for a protein of 254 amino acids. Lineage: Eukaryota; Metazoa; Chordata; Actinopteri; Salmoniformes; Salmonidae. The record is from RefSeq and is a predicted model, not a curated record.